CGCUGCUGUCCCUGUAUAUACAUACUUACCAAUAUUGGCAUAUGGCAUGGUUCGCAAGGCGUUUGGGGAUUGCGAAUUAAAUAUACAUACCUAUAUACAUACAUAUGGACCUUAUCCAAAUGCUUCUUCGAAGUGACUCCUCACCUAUGAAGUAUUCGUAUUCAUGUAAGUGGAUCGUAAAGGGACAAGCUUAUAAGGCUAUCCACUUGGUCAGCAAAUCAUCCACGGCGUGGUGGCAGAGUGGUCUAAUGCGCAAGACUAGAAAUCUUGUUCCUUCGGGAGCGUCUGUUCGAAUCAGGCCCACGUCGCAACAAUUUCCUUUUUGCAUGUUUGAUUAUUUUGUAUCUUAAUAUUCGUUUAAACGAAAACGGAAUUCUUGACGUUUAGCCAUAAUUAACUGCCAGUCGAUAUAAGACCGGAGUUGUACAUUGUCGACAUUGUAGAAGUAUAAUUCGACCGACAGAGU
This is a messenger RNA of Daldinia decipiens, 466 nucleotides long. RefSeq lists its product as uncharacterized. Bases 105 to 350 code for a protein of 81 amino acids. The transcript has a single exon. The record is from RefSeq and is a predicted model, not a curated record. Lineage: Eukaryota; Fungi; Ascomycota; Sordariomycetes; Xylariales; Hypoxylaceae.